AUGUCGAGCCUCGGGCCACUGGCACUGGACCACAAUCCCUUCGCGGACGACCAGGACGAAGCAGAUGCUCAGACGAACCCAGCAGUCACUCCGGACGCCAAGCCUUCUCAGAGCACCAGCAAGGGAGUGUUGCCGGACACGGAGCUGCCCGCGCUGCACCAACAGCACUGGGACGAUCAGGAUCAACAUCUCGAUACGCUUUCGGCGUCACUUCAACGGCAGCAUGAGAUGAGCUUGCAGAUGAACGAGGAGCUCGACUUGCAUCAAGAGCUUCUGGAAGAAUUUGAUGGUGAUGUGGAUCGAACGGGAUUGCGGCUCGGAGGUGCGGCGAAUCAGCUGGAUCGGCUGAGAAGCAGUAUCAAGGAUCAUGGUAUGCUUUGGAUCCUCGGCGCUCUGAUUGUGUCACUCAUCUUGUUGAUAGCUUUCUUCAAGUAG
Messenger RNA from Sporisorium graminicola, 435 nucleotides. RefSeq lists its product as uncharacterized. Bases 1 to 435 code for a protein of 144 amino acids. The transcript is spliced from 2 exons. Gene Ontology annotation, cellular component: SNARE complex; endomembrane system. Gene Ontology annotation, molecular function: SNAP receptor activity; SNARE binding. Lineage: Eukaryota; Fungi; Basidiomycota; Ustilaginomycetes; Ustilaginales; Ustilaginaceae. Gene Ontology annotation, biological process: intracellular protein transport; vesicle fusion. The record is from RefSeq and is a predicted model, not a curated record.